UACUCACAUUAUUUGAUUGAAAUUCGUACUAACCCAAAUGGGCCGCUGGUAACUCCAUAAACCCUAAACAAAAUUUGAGAAACACGGCCAUCAUCAUUCUCACUCACAGAUUCACAUUUGGGUUUUUUUUUUCUUCUCUCUAAAACCCUAGCAAAAUUGUAAUCAUCGAAAAUGAAGCGUGCGUGGAGAUUCACUUCAGAAGCAGCACAAAUUUCCAGAUUCAAAGAAAUGCGUCAUCACUUGUCAAAUCCUAAAUCCAUUCCUCCCACAACCACCGCAUUCAUCAAUCGACGACAGAUGUGUACUCUGCAGCAGCCUAACUUGGUCUUAGACCUUGUUUCCUUGUUUACUGUUUCUUCUUCUUCUACUACACCCGAUAAUUAUCUCAAGAAAAAAAUUACCAAUUUGAGACGCGAAUUGGUUCGUGAAGCAUCUGAUUCUGUUAGGGUUAAAAGUAUUUUGGAUCAUAAUUCUGAACAUUUGAUUCGCUCUCACCUUAUCUUUCUUGAACUUUUGAAUCAAUUGAAUUCAAGGCCUUCGCUUGCACUUGAGGUGUUUAAUUGGAGAAGGAAGAGAAAUGUGUCUGAAUUUGAUGCUUGCAGAAAUUCAAUGAAUGCGCAUGAGUAUUCCAAGGGAAUAAAAGCUGCAGGGAGAUCUCGGAAUGUUGAUGUUGCUGUUGAGCUUUUUAAGGAGGCUGAAUACAAUGGUGUGAAGAUAACAAGCACUUAUAAUGCACUCAUGGGUGCUUUUAUGUUCAAUGAUCUUGCUGAAAGAUGUUACUCUUUGUUUAUUGACAUGAAAAAGGAUCCAACUUGUACUCCUUCGAUUGCUACAUACAAUAUUGUUAUAUCUGUUUUUGGUCGCUUGAUGCUCAUUGAUCACAUGGAAGCAACAUUCAAGGAGAUGAAUGAGUUACAGAUUUCACCUAAUAUAUUGACUUAUAAUUAUUUGAUUGGUGGAUAUAUCUCCACUUGGAUGUGGGAUGAUAUGGAAAAAGUUUUUCAAGUGUUAAAGUCAGGCCCUGUUGAGCCUAAUAAGAAAACCUACCUGUUAAUGAUUCGGGGUUAUGCACACUCAGGUAAUUUGGAGAAGAUGGAAGAGGUGUAUUCGUUGGUAAGGGAUCAUGUAAAUGAAAACGAAAUGGAACUCAUUAGGACUAUGAUAUGUGCCUAUUGUAAAAGUUCUGAUGUAGACAGAAUGAAGAAAAUAGAGGCAUUGUUAAAAUUGAUCCCUGAAGAAGAUUACAGGCCAUGGUUAAAUGUUUUGUUGAUUAAGCUUUAUGCCGAUGAAGGCUGGUUGGAGGCAAUGGAGAAAGCAAUAAAUGAGGCAUUUAAGCACGGAACCCCUGUAACGACACAGCGUAUUAUGAAAUGCAUAAUUACAACUUAUUUUCGGCACAACUCAUUGGAAAAGCUUGAAGAUUUUGUCAGACGCGCUGCAUUUGCGGGGUGGAGAGUCUGCCAGUCCUUAUAUCAUUGUAAGAUGGUCAUGUAUGGUUCACAGAAGAACCUUAAAGAAAUGCAAAAUGUCCUUCAGGAGAUGAAUAAUGUCAACAUUAAUUGCAACAAGAAAACAUUAUGGAUAAUGUACAAAGCUUACUGGAAAUGUGAUCAGAAAUACAUGGUUUUGAAAAUAUUAGGACAAAUGUUCAAGCAAGGUUAUGAAGUUCCCAAUGAUGCAUUUCUGUCAUGAUUUUUACUGCUGAGAUGCAUAUUGCAUAUAUCAGUACCGUAACUGUAAACACAUUCAGUAGAUUAACGUGAAAAUGUUCACUACAAUCUUUGGCAAAAGGUCAUGCAGCUCAUUGAAUUGAAAGCAAUUCACGACAAUCUUUGAAUAUAUUUGGUUCUUGGAUUGCAUUCAAAGCAAUUCUAUUACUAUGAUUGCACAUGGCCUUACUAUUAGAUUUUCUUUUGAAAAUGGAUUUCUACAGUGGCUUGUCACGUCAAAUAAUAUAUAGGUUUGUAGUCUUUAAACUUGGGAAUUUAAUAUAAAAGGAGUAAGUGGCUGCACACAUGGAAAUAAGUGGUGUAUAGCUUAGGGCAAAUACAGCAGCAGUUUAAAUGUUCAAUCCUGCUGCUAUUGUGGAUUGUGAAAUGUCAAUCCUUUUCUGUAGGAAAUGAAGACCACAAAGAUAUUAGUCCACAAUACCAAAUAUCAGUGUCUGUGGAGGUUAAGGAGAAUCAAGUUGAAGCUGACCUUGUCUCAGAAAUUGUUAUUGGCGGUGACAGUAAUGGUUAUUGAUGAUGACAAUAAUGAAAGCCAUAACCAGGGAAGAAAUCAGAUGAAGUCAAUUUAGCUGAGCAUUUUCAGUGUGUACAUAGGAAUCUACAGUUUUGAGGACUAAUUUUUCUGAAACGCAGCCACGAUUUAGCUGUGAGCAUUUUCAGUGUGUACAUAGGAAUCUACAGGUUUGAGGACUAAUUUUUCUGAAACGCACCCACUAAAUAUCAUUUAGUCCAAUUUGAAGUUGGAAUGAGGCAGGCGGGGUUUCACAUCAGUUCGUGGAAUAAGAGAAUUGUGGAGAAAGAGAAGAGAUGGAAGAUGCAUUUUUGGAGUGUGAAAGUGAUUGGUUUCACUAGUUCCAUACUUAAAUAAAUCAAGCAAUCAAUUCUAUGAAAGAUUUUUGCAGUCAAUUUAUAGCAUAAACGGUUUCAAUCUGUUUCACAAAUUAAAAGAUUUGAUUAUAUUAUAACAUGUCACAAGUUAUCGCUUCUCUCUAUAAA
Cicer arietinum (chickpea) is the source of this 2726-nucleotide messenger RNA. Its product is annotated as pentatricopeptide repeat-containing protein At2g30780-like. The record is from RefSeq and is a predicted model, not a curated record. Gene Ontology annotation, molecular function: mRNA binding; protein binding. NCBI's taxonomy places the organism in Eukaryota, Viridiplantae, Streptophyta, Magnoliopsida, Fabales, Fabaceae.